Messenger RNA from Hibiscus syriacus, 369 nucleotides. RefSeq lists its product as uncharacterized. NCBI's taxonomy places the organism in Eukaryota, Viridiplantae, Streptophyta, Magnoliopsida, Malvales, Malvaceae. The transcript has a single exon. Bases 1 to 369 code for a protein of 122 amino acids. The record is from RefSeq and is a predicted model, not a curated record.
AUGAACUUGAGUAUUGCCGAGGGGAUCUACAUAAUGUUCUGUGCUUCAAUCAAAGAGAUGAGCGAUCUCCGUCUCGAACAAGUCACCGAAGAUCUGAUAUUGAAGUGGAGGGAUGCAAUUAAGGAUGCUUUACGUAUCAAUUUCAAAGUGGAAUUUGCAAUGGAACAUUUGAAGAAAGUUGCCCGCGCUUAUAUUGGUUUAAUGGAGCAUCGAAAGCUGAUGGAUAAUAUGGCUUCCAGGAUAUCCAAUUUGGAGGCUCAACCGAGUGAUGGGAAAGCGGAACAUUCCGAGAUACCCGAAAUGUUCAAGGAAUAUAUGGAUGCUGCAGAAGAAUUCACUGGCAAGGCUGUCAGCUCGGGCAUGUUUUGA